AUGAGGGUAUAUCGUGUUUUGGUGUCCUCAUAUCACAAUAUUGUACCAGUGUCCUUCAAGACCUUGAUCAAGAUUCAUCUUCGCGAGGGCCUGUUCAUGGUUUGGGUCAACGACCUGGCAACAAUAGAUGUCAUGCAAUUGGAAAUUGACCCAUCUCUUGGAAAAUAUCCAAUCAGCGGGUACUCAUCAGUGAGAAGAGAAGGAGUUAUCGACUGUUUCCUGGCCCUUGAUCUGGUUCAUAUAAACCUCGAUCUCAAGUAUAAUGUGUGGUCUAGUGAGGUAGACACAAAUAAACGUCCGAAGGUUGGAACAUAA
Molecule: messenger RNA, 315 nt
Organism: Fusarium graminearum PH-1
Lineage: Eukaryota; Fungi; Ascomycota; Sordariomycetes; Hypocreales; Nectriaceae
Exons: 3
Coding region: 1-315 (104 amino acids)
Source: RefSeq, a predicted model, not a curated record